Messenger RNA from Larimichthys crocea (large yellow croaker), 1652 nucleotides. It is a transcript of the gene fam167b, whose product is annotated as family with sequence similarity 167 member B. Bases 161 to 724 code for a protein of 187 amino acids. The record is from RefSeq and is a predicted model, not a curated record. The transcript has 2 exons. Lineage: Eukaryota; Metazoa; Chordata; Actinopteri; Sciaenidae.
AAAAAGUAGCUAUGAAUGAUCCAGCCUCUGUGUCCUCUGCAGGAGGGGCGGUCACUGCUUCUUUUCUCCAUAUAAAGGAGGUGAGGACCUGUUGCGCUUUAAUCCCGAAGCCUCCAAGCCAUAGAGCCUAUUCCCAAGGACCGCGUUCAUCACUGCGCCGAUGGAUUGUAAAGAGUUUGGAGACGAGUCCUCCGAGGGAGACACGGAGGAUCUGGACAACGUGAAAGCUCUUACAGAGAAGUUGAAGUUACAAACCCGCAGACCAUCCUAUCUGGAGUGGCAGGAGCGGGUACAGAGCCGACCGUGGACGGAAAGUUAUUCAGCAAACAGUCCCGACUCUGGAGAACAAGUCGUUUCCAUGCCUGCGACUCAGAGAAAUGAGAACUCAGAAGUGGUUGUGCGCAACAUCUGUGGCUUUGACACUAUUGAUGAUGCUUUGGAGUUUCUGAGAAAAGAGCUGAGGGAGAUGCAGGUUCAGGACAACCGCCUGGCCCGUCAGCUGAUCCGCCUGCGUGCAGAGAUUCACCGGCUCAAAGUGGAGCAGGUGUGUGACCGCCAUAAGGAGAUGCUGGACGAUGCAACGUAUGAGCUGGAGGAGUGCGGUGAGGAAUCAGACCUGCUGUGUGACAUCCCUAUGAAAGCUGCCUUCGCUCUGUCCACCCCUCUCAAACACCUGGGCCUCACCAAGAUGAACAUCAACUCCAGACGUUUCUCACUGUGUUAAAACCUCCACCUUAUUCAUGUUACUGAGGAUGUUGACGUCACCUCCUCUGUGUUUGUGUUGGCGUUAGUUAGUAGGGUUAUUUCCUCUUCUGGAGGUGUGAAUGAGGAGUCACUGACAGUUAUUGGUGCCCUGGGUGGAAAAUGAAAAUGAUUCCUUUGAUGUUCACCUUGGCUGGUCAUGGAGGAGGAAGCCAUCAGCAUGGAGACCUGUAGGGCCACAUACCCUUCAUACCAACACACCUUCCUGGUGGACGGAGCCUGGGCAGCUCUACUGUUGUUCUUUGCAGAGUACAAUGCUCAUGAGAGUAGAUAAAUGAAGACUAAGAGCUAGACUGUAAACGCAGGUAAAGUAAAGGUAAAGGUUGAUAUGGAAUGGGCAUCAUGUUCAAUGUCUUACUCCUAAUUAUUUGGUUUUGUAAAAAACAAAGUUGUGCCAAAGAAGUGCAAACAGUCACAGGAAGAGCAGUGCUGAUUUGCUGAGCAAUUGUCAUAGGAAUAAUUAGAAGCUUUCAUUUCUUAGGGAGCUUUGCAGAUAGGUCAGAUUACUUUACGCCAAAGGUAAAUCUGAGAGGUUGUGAGACAUUUAACAGGAUAGGAAAUAGAAAUACAAUAACAAAAAUAUUUUCUUGUAGUUUGGAGUUUCUAGUCUCUUUUUGUGCAAAUGAUUAAAUGACUUACGUGUGUAAGAUUUAGGGGGUUCUAAUCACCUGAAUUGUUUUUGCUACUUUAGAUUGAGCCUUUUAUAUCUACAGACACUGCAGUUCCUCUUGCACAGAGUCCGCUAUCUUAAACUGCCAUGCCAAGCGGACCAACCAAGUAGACAUUACUUCAUUUUAAGAUGCCAUAAACCAAAAACAUUGAGAGCUAUUUUUAUUGUUUGUUUUUGUAAACUUGACUGAAAUAAAAAAUAAAAAUAAAAAAAAACAGGA